Messenger RNA from Hippocampus comes (tiger tail seahorse), 3076 nucleotides. It is a transcript of the gene vps37a, whose product is annotated as VPS37A subunit of ESCRT-I. The transcript is spliced from 12 exons. Bases 356 to 1540 code for a protein of 394 amino acids. Gene Ontology annotation, biological process: protein targeting to membrane; protein targeting to vacuole; ubiquitin-dependent protein catabolic process via the multivesicular body sorting pathway. The record is from RefSeq and is a predicted model, not a curated record. Gene Ontology annotation, cellular component: ESCRT I complex. Lineage: Eukaryota; Metazoa; Chordata; Actinopteri; Syngnathiformes; Syngnathidae.
GAUUUGCUGUGACAAACCACGUAAAGAAGUUGCUUAAGCGUCGGUGUUGUUUUCCUUUAGCCUCAAUUAGCUCACGUACCGGUGACGUUCAUUUCACUCCUCAACGGGGAAAAUGAUUAAGGGGGAACACCCGAUCGAAUACAUUUAAUCAGGCACAACACCGCGUGCUGUCUGAUUCUGUAGCGUUGCUCCUAACGCGUGUGUGGACAAAAACGGUUUGACAACGUUAUUUACUAGCUAAUGGGGUUAGCUACACGAAGCUCCAUUUAGCGCUCGCAGUUCAGCCGUUUCGCUUGAGUUUACAUCGGACGUUUGCAUUCUAUUACCAAGUUAAAUCUUAUUUGGUUUUGAAAGAAUGAAUUGGCUUUUCCCCAUCUCAAAGGGUUCUGGACCUCACACGCCACUCAACAGUCUGCAACAACAAAGACAGCGACAGAUUGAGUCUCUGAAAGCUGCUCAUCCCAGCAUUGCAGAAAUCCAGAAGGAUGUGGAAUACAGGAUUCCGUUUACAGUCAACAACUCCACCCUCACUGUUAACAUUCUUCUGCCACCUCAGUUCCCUCAAGAGAAGCCAGUGGUUAGCAUCUACCCUCCUGUUGGUCACCAUCUUGUCGACAGCAAUAAUGGCACUUUGAUCACAAGCCCCCUCAUCACUAAUUUUGGCAUGCAUUCAGACCUGGGUAAGGUAAUUCAAAGUCUGCUGGAUGAGUUCUGGAAGAGCCCUCCCGCCCUGAUGUCCACUGGCACGUCUGGCUUUCCAUACAGUAUGUACAAGCCAUCCAGUAUCCCUCCUUACCCGACUCAGGGUUACCACUUUGGUUCUCGACAUGUUGGGCAAAGUCAGACGCCACCUCUAGCACCGGCUCCCUCUGGAGUUGGACCGGUGCUUCAUCCUGCAGUUGAUGCUGUCCAUGGGUCCCCUCGAGGUCCAACACCUUAUGGUCUCAUUACUGACCUGCCAUUGCCCGUACCCGUUGGAGACGUACAGGCUGGCCUAAAUGGACAUAUGUAUAAGAUGCCUGAGAUUCCCGAGUCUUUUCCUGAACUCUCUGACUUGAAUCCAACUCAACUAUCUGACAUGUCAGAAAAUGAGGAUGUUUUACUGAGAUUCUUCAUGACGCUGCCACAGCUCCAACAAGUCACAAGUGAUAAAGAGGAACUGGUCACUAACAUUGUGGAUAUGGCAAAAAGAAAUCUGCAGAUGGAACCACAGCUGGAAGGGAAAAGACAAGAAAUUAUCUACAAGUUUGAACAGUUGACUCAACUGAAGUUUGCCUUUGAGACAAAGAUGCAGAGACAACAUGAUCUGAGUGAGAGCUGUAGUCUGAGUUCUCUUCAGGCUCGGUUAAAGGUUGCAGCUCAUCAAGCUGAGGAGGACUCUGAAGCGACCGCUGAAAACUUUUUAGAGGGACGCACUGACAUAGAUGAAUUCCUGACCGGCUUCAUGGAAAAGAGAACGCUUUGCCACAGCAGAAGGGCGAAAGAGGAGAAGUUGCAACAGUCCUUCCACACACAUGAACAGUUUCCUACCACCCACUAGAACACAAGGUUUAGCGUUCUCUCAGUCAACUGCUGCCAACCAAAACUAUGAAGACACAAGAUGAGCACCCUGGGUCUACAUUGGGCACAUUUAAAUCCAGCAAGCCCAGAAGGCCCUUUUUCUGACAUCUUAGCUCGAAAACUAAAGUCUGACAACAUGAGAGGAGCACACAGACUUGGAGAUCAUCACAGAAGCGCAGGAGUGGUACAUGCUUUGAGGUCUCUUGACAAAUUAUUGAAGUUGAAUCAUGUUUUGAGUUCUUGUGAUUGCACAUACUGUAGGGUGCUUGAUUAGUGGUGAGUGGGUAAAUGCUUUUGGAAGAAAGUGCAAAAUAUCAUUUGACAGUAUUACCGGGGAUAUUCGCUUAUACAGUACUUGUUUUCAAUGAAGCAAAAAAAAAAAAAGCCACAAUCCUUAUGGGGGGGGGGGGGUAGCAGAGGUCAAUGAUCACUUCUUUCACUGUUUCCUGAGGGGGGGGGGAGCAAUGCCAAUAUGAUUGUCCCAUAACCUGACGGUUUUCUUUCCUUUGAUUGAAUUGAUUAAAUUAGGAACUUAACACAGACAAACAAGAUCAAGAUCAUGUCGUGAUCGUUUCUGGAAUUGAAAUUGUAUCUUCAGAAAGACAAACAUUGCUCAACGGUCUCUUGGCAACCGGUCCAGCCUUUACCAAGCCUCUCACUCACUCGAUUGGCACAAUUGCCCCGCAACACAGAUGAAGAUGCGCACUAAUCAAGACAAGCAUUAUUGAAAAUGGAUGGACAGAAAGGCAAACCAAAAGUGUUCCCUCAACAUGAACAAUGUGAUAAAACACUAAGGCAUCGCUCUGAUUACACUAAUGAUUUAUUUACUGUAUGUGGCUAAUUUAUUUCUUCAAGUUAAUGCAAGCCUCUUUUGAGCAGUUGUUGCUGUAGGUCAUGCUGCUGAAUGCUGUUGGUAAGGGCUGUAUUCAAUGAUGCAGAGAGGAUGACAUGUUCCAAUGUGCCCGCACAACCCAAAUGCAGAUUGGGUUGAUUGGUAACUUUAAUGUGCCCCCACGAUCUGUGUGUGUCAUGUUUAGGUGAAAUGUGUGUGCUUCACUGGUGUCAUUACGAGUGUCAUACUAUACGAUUCAGCCAUUUCUUGCUCAUGUUGAACCAAUUUUCAGUUGUGCACAUUAUUCAACCAUUUAGACAUUUUGUUUACUCUGAUUUAUGUCACAUCAGAGUACUUUAAUCCAUAUGAGCAGGUUAAAUCAGAAUUUUGCCUUUGGGUUUUUACACUGGUGAAUGGACAUCACUGACUUUUACUUCUCAAUGGUGGACAGAAUUCACCCCUGGACAGUUGGAGGCUAUUGAACUGAGAAUCUGUGGGAUAAUGUUGAGGAUGAUUUGUUGAAAUUGGAUGAUUUGUUCAAAUGCUGCAGUUAAAAGUCAGUGACAUUGAAAACUGUAUUGAAAUGUUUAUAAUAGACUAUAUUGCAAUCAAAGAUUUGGACACCUUGUAUUAUAGGUUCUUAUUUAAUUUGUUAGGCUAUUAAAGCAUUUACAAUUACCAUCA